Molecule: messenger RNA, 303 nt
Organism: Durusdinium trenchii
Lineage: Eukaryota; Dinophyceae; Suessiales; Symbiodiniaceae
Source: the annotation of a GenBank genome assembly
AUGGUCAAAACCUCCAGUUUGCGGCAAGCACAAGGCUUGGACAAUGUUGACAGCUUCGUAGAGACAAGUGUGUUCUGUAGCGAUUUGUCCAACCAUGCACAUUCCCGAAUCAAGAGUUACGAUCCCUUUCUCUACUUCAGAUGUCAAAUUCCACCCCACCUCGAUCAAUUCCAAAGGAGAAGAGCUCUUGUUUGCAUGUCUUUGGCGGCGGCUUCAGCUUCCUCAACGGCAUCGCUGCACCUCUCCCAUUGUCAUCAUUUUGGGAGCAAGUUGUGCCGAAUAUUGAGUUUCAAGCAGUUUUAG